This is a messenger RNA of Pseudopodoces humilis (Tibetan ground-tit), 1386 nucleotides long. It is a transcript of the gene TFAP2B, whose product is annotated as transcription factor AP-2 beta. The record is from RefSeq and is a predicted model, not a curated record. Lineage: Eukaryota; Metazoa; Chordata; Aves; Passeriformes; Paridae. Gene Ontology annotation, biological process: regulation of transcription by RNA polymerase II; regulation of cell population proliferation; anatomical structure development. Gene Ontology annotation, cellular component: nucleus. Gene Ontology annotation, molecular function: DNA-binding transcription factor activity, RNA polymerase II-specific; RNA polymerase II transcription regulatory region sequence-specific DNA binding.
AUGCACUCACCUCCUAGAGAACAGCCUGCCAUCAUGCUCUGGAAACUGGUUGAAAAUGUCAAGUAUGAAGAUAUCUAUGAGGACCGGCAUGAUGGAGUGCCCAGCCACAGUUCCAGGCUGUCCCAGCUGGGAUCCGUCUCGCAGGGACCCUACUCCAGCGCUCCUCCGCUCUCUCACACCCCAUCCUCGGAUUUCCAGCCGCCUUAUUUCCCACCCCCCUACCAGCCUCUUCCUUACCACCAAAGCCAGGACCCUUACUCCCAUGUCAAUGACCCCUACUCCCUAAACCCCUUGCAUCAGCCCCAGCAGCACCCCUGGGGACAGAGGCAGAGGCAAGAGGUGGGAUCAGAAACCGGGUCACUGCUGCCACAGCCUCGGGCCGCCCUGCCCCAGCUCUCGGGACUGGACCCCAGGCGGGACUACCACUCAGUUCGGAGGCCAGAUGUCCUCCUGCACUCAGCUCACCAUGGCCUUGACUCCGGCAUGGGGGACAGCCUUUCUCUGCACGGCAUCGGACACCCAGGGAUGGAGGAGGUCCAGUCAGUUGAAGAUGCCAAUAACAGCGGUAUGAACUUAUUGGACCAGUCUGUCAUUAAAAAAGUUCCGGUUCCUCCAAAAUCUGUUACUUCUUUGAUGAUGAAUAAAGAUGGCUUCCUGGGUGGAAUUUCAGUCAAUACCGGAGAGGUGUUUUGCUCUGUACCUGGCCGCUUGUCUUUGCUUAGCUCAACUUCAAAGUAUAAAGUAACUGUGGGAGAAGUUCAAAGACGCCUUUCCCCUCCAGAGUGUCUGAACGCGUCCCUCCUAGGAGGAGUACUUAGAAGAGCCAAAUCGAAAAACGGGGGGAGAUCUUUGCGAGAAAGGCUAGAAAAAAUCGGUUUGAAUUUACCAGCCGGCAGGCGUAAGGCCGCAAAUGUCACUUUACUCACCUCCCUGGUGGAAGGUGAGGCCGUUCAUUUAGCUCGGGAUUUUGGGUACAUCUGUGAAACGGAGUUCCCAGCCAAAGCUGUUUCUGAGUACCUGAACAGACAGCACACGGACCCCAGCGACCUCCACUCCAGGAAAAACAUGCUGCUUGCUACAAAGCAACUUUGUAAAGAAUUUACAGAUCUCUUGGCCCAGGACAGGACGCCCAUUGGAAACAGCCGGCCCACCCCUAUUUUGGAACCGGGCAUUCAGAGCUGCUUGACUCACUUCAGCCUCAUCACUCACGGCUUUGGGGCCCCCGCUAUCUGCGCUGCCCUCACGGCCCUCCAAAACUACCUGACUGAAGCUCUCAAAGGCAUGGACAAGAUGUUCUUGAACAACAACACUGCUAACAGGCACACAUCUGGCGAAGGACCAGGUAGUAAAACUGGAGACAAGGAAGAGAAACACAGAAAAUGAGAG